This is a messenger RNA of Ctenopharyngodon idella (grass carp), 1448 nucleotides long. Its product is annotated as interferon-induced protein 44-like. The record is from RefSeq and is a predicted model, not a curated record. Bases 96 to 992 code for a protein of 298 amino acids. The transcript is spliced from 8 exons. NCBI's taxonomy places the organism in Eukaryota, Metazoa, Chordata, Actinopteri, Cypriniformes, Xenocyprididae.
CUCUGCCUUUGCCCUGUCUGCUCUUGAGAUACAAGUCAACCGUGUUCCAGGACAGAGCUGAUGUAAAUAUAUUGAAGGGGAAAAACAAACAAAAAAUGGGAGGAUCAGAAUCAAAGUCAGUGCAACAAGUGACCCAAUCAAUAGUGCAUCAAUCAAAACCAAAUCCAGAACUGGAUAAACCAUGGAGGAAAUUCGACUGGGGACAGAAAGAAGCUCUGAAAAAGAAGCUGGAAAACUUCUCUCCGAGUGAUCCAAAUGUAAACGACAUCAAGAUCCUGGUAGCUGGACAAGUUGGAGCAGGAAAGUCCAGCUUUAUCAACUCCAUCGAUAGUGUCUUUCAAGGACGGAUCUGCUCUAGAGCACUAGUUAAUACAGCUGAUGGUGACAGUCGUAGUUUCACACAAAAGCUCAAAGGAUUCCCCAUCAGAAGUGGGAGAAAAACUUUGCCUUUCGUCUUCAAGGAUAUAAUGGGCUUAGAAGCUGAAGCUUUGGCUGGGUCACAAACAGAUGACAUCAUCAAUGCUGUGUUUGGCCAUGUGAAGGACGGCUAUAAAUUCAAUGAGGAGCAGGCACUCACUUAUAAGGAUCAGCAUUACACCAGUGACCCUACCCUCUCCGAUCAGGCUUUCUGCCUGGUUUACGUCAUAGCCGCAGAUACAGUCCAAUUCACAGAUGAUAGACUUAUUGACAAGUUGAAGAUCAUCCGCAAGAGAAUCAGUGAUAAGGGGAUUCCUCAAGUGAUUGUCCUGACCAAAGUGGAUGAAGUAUGUCCGCUGGUCAACAAGGAUCUAAGGAAGAUCUACACUAGCAAGAAGAUCAAAGAGAAGAUGGAGUUGUGCAGUGCUAAACUGGGUGUGCCAUUGACAAACAUCUUCCCAGUGAAGAACUACCAUGAUGAGAUUGACACAGAGGAUGACAUUGAUGUUCUGACACUGAAGGCACUUGAACAGAUUGUUCAGAUUGCAGAUGAUAGAUUGUUGGACAACUUCUGACAAAAUCAAAAAUAUACAGUUAUUAAUGCAUAUAAAUCACAUCACAAAAUCACAUAUAAUGCAUUUGGAGUGGGUCAUUCUUUGAAUUUCUUCAUCAGAGGAACAUCAUUUUAGGAAGAUCAUGGAUUAAAUGACUAUAGAGAGGAUUAUGUUUUGUGUUUGGUUUUACAAUUAUAUCUACAGUCGGGUUCAAAAUCAAUGAAAAUCUAGGACUCAAAAUCUAAUGUAAACCUGAAAAUUAAAAGAAAGAUUCAGAAUUUGAAAAUUGUUUAAAAAAAUGUAUGAUGUAAAAUCUUUCUCCAUUUAACAAUAUUAAAACUUUUAAAACACAUAAAUAAAUAAUAUGGGAAUAAUGCAGUGACACUACAUUUUGUGUUUUAGAUUCUUCAAAACAUUUAUGAACAAAAUAACUUUUGCUUAUUGAGAUGUGUUGAAUAAAUCCCAUUUAAUCUUGAA